UUGAUCCGCGUGACCUUACAGACUGACGAAACUGCGGAAGUGUCAUGGCGCCGCACAUCAUGCACGUUCAGAAACAUCGCUAGCGCAAAACACUUUCUAAUAAGUUUUCUUCUACACGUUUGGAAUUAAUACACGAUUUGAAUAUCGGGGGAAUCGUAACUUCCCCAGUUGCCCCAGUUUAAGAUGGCCGAGUCAGGCUCAGGCGACCCCAGUGGUCAGCGAGUGCCAGCUCCUGGAGGCAGUGGUAUUGGAACACUGAUGGGCCGCCGACCACCUGCUGGCAUCUCCCCUGGUCGUCUCCCCUCAAUGCGAUCCAGAGACCUCACCCUCGGGGGAGUAAAAAAGAAAACAUUUGCUCCCAACAUUAUUGGACGAAAAGUCAAAGAGGAAACUAAAGUUGAAGGUGGCCAGAGCAGAGGCAGGCGGGAUGCAGACCGAGGUCGAGGUCCGAGAGAAAGAGGCAGGGGUCGAGGUCGUGCACAAGUCAUCCAGUCCCACUCUAUUUUUGAGCAGGGUCCUGGGGAAAUGAUGAUGAAAAAGAGAGGUGGGUAUGAAACCGAGAGAGAUGCUCCAAGCGUGGGGCCCUCACCCAUCAUCAAUAUUAAAAAGGAGAAAAGGGAGACGGAGGAGGAGACCAAAGAAAUCCUACGCAGUCUAGAGAGAGACAAUUUCAUAGAUGAUCCCUUCUUAAGGAGUGAACAGAGGAGUUGCCCUGUCCAACUCCCCCUCGCGGUGUCGGGAUGGGGAUUCAAGGAGGAAUUUAGUAAGGCUGAUGUUAAGGUGGAGAAGGUAGAAGACGAUUGUGACCCAAUGGAGCCUGCAGUUGAUGUCAAACAGGAGCCAGAGGAAAUAGAAAUAAAUAAGUCAGAGGCAACUUUUAAGCCUCCUCCUCUCCCUGAACCUGCUGUUCUGCCUGAGCUGCUGCACAGUUGGAGUCAGAGCAAAGGCGAGGAGCUGUUCUUCAUGCAGCUGCCCGACUCGCUGCCAGGCCAACCUCCCACCAAGGAGCACAAGCCUGUGAAGACGGAGGUUCAGACAGAGGAUGGACAGUCUAUGCUUCUGAAAACAGAGUCUCAGGAAGAGGAAGCUGAGGAUAACAGCUGCAAUCUGAAGGAUCUGCGGGAAGGUGUGGUAGGAAAGAUGCUGGUGCGGAAGUCUGGCAGGGUCCAGCUCAUACUGGGACAAGUGAUCUUUGACGUUUCACUAGGAACGUCCUGCUCUUUCCUCCAGGAGCUGGUCUCCAUUGGUACAGAGGGAAGACCAGGUGACUUGACUGUGUUAGGGAAAAUCAAACACAAAAUGGUUUGCUCCCCAGACUUUGAGGCUCUACUGCAAAACAGUGUAUGAUGCUUUUGGAAGCAACAGAAAAUUGUCAGACCUGACAGAUUGUUGCACUUGUGGUGGGUUGUUAUGUUGAUUUACAAAUUACUAUGGACUGUCCAUUUGGACUCCUCAAAACACCUCUGACGGCUGCUGAUUGUGCCUUUCGUGGAUCACUAUAAUAUCACUAAAAGAAACUUCUGAAAUACACUAUACAUAUAAAUGAAAAAGGACUGAGUAUGAAGCUGUAGGUGGGUCUGUUGGAGGGUUUAAAGGUUUAAUGUCGUGCCACAUUUCAGUACUGUUAUCUACACCUCAUAUUACUUGACAAGACUGUAAAUGGAUGUAAAUGUGUGAAUAAAUAAGUUUUUGGUACACCUGCA
This is a messenger RNA of Betta splendens (Siamese fighting fish), 1703 nucleotides long. RefSeq names its product polymerase (RNA) III (DNA directed) polypeptide D (gene polr3d). The transcript is spliced from 9 exons. Gene Ontology annotation, cellular component: RNA polymerase III complex. Lineage: Eukaryota; Metazoa; Chordata; Actinopteri; Anabantiformes; Osphronemidae. The coding region runs from base 184 to 1347 and encodes 387 amino acids. Gene Ontology annotation, biological process: transcription by RNA polymerase III. Gene Ontology annotation, molecular function: DNA binding. The record is from RefSeq and is a predicted model, not a curated record.